Phodopus roborovskii (desert hamster) is the source of this 1977-nucleotide messenger RNA. It is a transcript of the gene Bmerb1, whose product is annotated as bMERB domain containing 1. Bases 193 to 843 code for a protein of 216 amino acids. Gene Ontology annotation, biological process: negative regulation of microtubule depolymerization. Gene Ontology annotation, cellular component: microtubule cytoskeleton. Lineage: Eukaryota; Metazoa; Chordata; Mammalia; Rodentia; Cricetidae. The transcript is spliced from 6 exons. The record is from RefSeq and is a predicted model, not a curated record.
GUGUUAUGAAUCCCUCCCCCAUCCUGGGUACCAGUUGGGCGCUUUCGGGUGCUGGCGGUUGAAGAGAUGGAGCAGCUUCCUCGGGAACACCCGACCCCUUAAAACGCUGCUGACUAGAGCUGCCUUCCUCCCUGCAGCUUCAGCAGGGAUGGAGUGAAAGGGGACACCUCGACCUGUCCGUGGGGAUCAGCAAUGGAGUUAAAGCAAUCUCUGUCUGUCCAUCUGGAAGCCGAGAAGCCUCUGAGGCGCUAUGGGGCGGUGGAGGAGACAGCAUGGAAAGCUGAGGGACUGGGAAGUCAGCUGGACAUCAUCUCUAUGGCUGAGACCAGCAUGAUGCCAGAGGAGAUCGAGCUGGAGAUGGCGAAAAUCCAGCGUCUCCGUGAAGUCCUGGUCCGUCGAGAGUCAGAACUCAGGUUCAUGAUGGAUGACAUUCAGCUCUGCAAAGACAUCAUGGACCUGAAGCAGGAGCUGCAGAACUUGGUCGCCAUCCCAGAAAAAGAAAAAACCAAGCUGCAGAAGCAGAGAGAAGAUGAGUUAAUCCAGAAGAUCCACAGAUUGGUGCAGAAGAGAGACUUCCUGGUGGAUGAUGCCGAGGUGGAACGGUUAAGGGAACAGGAAGAAGACAAGGAAAUGGCCGAUUUCUUGAGGAUCAAGUUAAAACCUCUAGACAAAGUAACCAAAUCUUCAGCCAGUGAGUGCCUGCAUGAGAGAAGAUUUCAAACAAGCGAGGGCUCCCGGGCAGAGAAGAAGGCAGAUCCCCCACCUAGCAAGCCAACUGUGGCCAAGACAGGCCUGGCACUCAUCAAGGAUUGCUGUGGGGCCACCCAGUGCAACAUCAUGUAGCCCCUGUGUGGGGUGCCCCAGAACCAUGGGGACCAUCCCUCCUACCCUCUUGUCCUCAUAGCCCCCAUUUUACAGGGGUCUAAGAGAUUUCCAAGGCAGAAGGGGUUGAAGGCAAGCCCAUGACUGCUAUCACGGGCCAUGGGCAUGGCAGGUGGGCCCAGCCACUGCUGUGCAGAGUGUAGCAAUAGAGAGCCCCUCACUGUCGCAUGGCCCUCCCCAGAGCAUGCCCAACCCAGGAGUCUGUCUCAUUGUUUAUCUAACUACCAAGAGAGCCCCUCCCUUAAAACAGUAUGCCCUCACUAACCUACCAUGUGAAUGAACCGGGAAAGGGGCAUGACCCCCAGGUGUGUAUAGCUGUGAGUUUCAAUAAUCUAGCACCAUGUUGGACCCAAUCCCCAUCCACCCUCCCAGCUUUGCUGUCAGAUACAAGUCCUGUUCCCUGUUUGUCCUCUCCCAGGGACUGGAGCCUGGAGGCUCCCACACAGCCCACACUUCUCUUAGGCUCCAUUAUAAUCACUUUCCUAGAGAUACUGGCCUGUCCGUGAAGGCUGAGCUUGUGUGUGGUGUUGUUAGAUUUAUGCCUCCUGCUCCCUCCCAUCCUGUAUCUGGGCACAGUUCACAUCAGGUGUGUAUCUGCCAGGUGUGUAUCUUUCUCGAUUUGCCAUGUCUAGCCCACAGUGGAGCAGGGAAGGGAUGGGUGGACAAGAACAGAUCCAGCACUUGGACCAGGUUGUGGAGAGCUACAGGUGCCAAUGUCAAAGCCAAGUGGAUGAGAAAGGGAUGCAGAACAGAUGCCGAGCCACAUUCUCUUCUCCCACUGAGGGCUGCUGCAGACAAUACCAGUGAGAGGUCACCCUGCUGGCCCAGCACACAUCUCUGUAAAGAACAACUGAGAGGCAAGAGAGGAAGCCUGACCUAACCAUGUCCCAUCUGUCUGGUGGUGUGUUUGAACCAGCCCCACAACUUCUCCUGUGUAACUUGAUGUACAUUUGCCAUGGCCAGCCUGGCACAGCCCGUGUGACCUCUCUGUGCAUAUAUGUGUGUUGUGAUUGGCCUAAGUAGUCAGCACCAGUCAAGAUUUGCUGAUGUGCAAACUAUCCAUCAGAGAAAAUAAAAAUGAAAAACACACACACA